AAAUGGAGUUCACACAUCUAUCUAUUUUUAACAUGACCAUCGAGUUCACUAUAUAUUGCACCAGUACGUCUUUCAAACUCAGACACUCACUGAAUUUCUACCACUUCAUAGCUUAAAUGGAGUUCACACAUCUAUCUCUUUUAGCUCUAUUUUUUUUGACUCUCAUUGUAGGAAUCAAUGGAUCUAAAUCAGGAGAAGAAUAUUGGAAAUCUGUAUGGCUGAAUACUCCUAUACCUAAAGCACUUUCAGAUCUAUUGAUGUCCGAUAGUGGAACCGAUAUGCCUAUUAAAGGCGAAGAAGAGAAGCAAUAUUGGACUGUCUUUUUUGAGCAUGACCUCUAUCCCGGCAGUCGAAUGAGUUUGGCGACCCACAAACAUUCGGAUCUUCAACCAUCACGAUCAAGGGCAGAGGAACCAGUCGAAAAAGAAAGUAAGCCUUUUGAAACUCGCAAAUGGCUUGGGAAAGCAAGUCAGCCUUUUGGCAUUGCUGCAUGGAGGGAUAAAAAAACAAGUGAUAAAGCAAGUCAGCCUUCUGGAGUUUAUAUAUGGAGGGAUCAAGAAACAAGUGAAGCAAAUCAACCUUUUGGAAUUAACAUAUGGUGGGAUGGAAAAACUAAUGAAAAAGAAAAUCAACAUUUUGGAUUCCUCAUAUGGCAAGACAAAACUACUAAAGUAGAAAAUAAAAAACCAAGUCAAAAUUUUGAAACACAAACAUUAGAUGAAAAAGAGACACACAUUCUUCAUGACUAUUGUGGAAGACCAUCAGCAAUAGGGGAAGACAAACAUUGUGCAUCAUCACUAGAAUCAAUGAUGGAUUUUGCCAUUUCAAAGCUUGGGAAAAAUAUCAAAGUGGUAUCAAGUUCGUUUGCUCAAAAUCAGGACGAAUAUGUGGUGGAGGAAGUGAAGAAAUUAGGAGACAAAGCAGUGAUGUGUCAUAGAUUAAAUUUUCAUAAAGUUGUAUUUUAUUGCCACCAAAUAAAUGCGACAACAACUUACAUGGUUCCAUUGGUGUCUUCUGAUGGAACUAAAUCUAAGGCACUAACUAUCUGCCACCAUGAUACAAGAGGUAUGGAUCCUAAUAUGCUUUAUGAAGUUCUCAAAGUGAAGCCUGGAACUAUUCCUAUUUGUCAUUUUAUUGGCAAUAAGGCUGUGGCUUGGGUACCCAAUGAUGAUGUGAGUGAGUCUGAUGGCCAUCCUUGUGUCAUAUAGCGGAUUUGUAUAUUUAGUCUUUUAUGUAUAAGAAUAUAUAAUCAAUGUAUUCCAAAUAAAACUAUGGCCAGCCAAUGUACUAUGGUAAUGCUUAGAAAAACUGUUGUGUUUCUAUGGAUGGAUCAUGGAUUCCAAAACCAUGCUAAUGAAAUGUUAUUUAUCAUGUUAUUUAUU
This is a messenger RNA of Trifolium pratense (red clover), 1382 nucleotides long. Its product is annotated as embryonic abundant protein VF30.1-like. The record is from RefSeq and is a predicted model, not a curated record. Bases 117 to 1208 code for a protein of 363 amino acids. The transcript has 3 exons. Lineage: Eukaryota; Viridiplantae; Streptophyta; Magnoliopsida; Fabales; Fabaceae.